CGAGUAAGACAAUCAAAUUAAUUUUCUUUCUUAAAAAAAAAGAGACAACAAAAAAUCUUAAUACUUUGUAAUACAUUACACUCUCUUGUUCUACAUCUGAUUCAAUCUCACUCAUAUGUUUAUCAAUUUCAAGAAACAAUUUUGAUUUUGAUUUUCUUAAUAAUUAAAAAAAAAAAAAAAAAAAAAAAAAAACUAAUAUGCUUCCUCACAAGAAGCGUAUGCAAAUAAAGGGCAAAAUAUCAACAAUGGAUCAUCAUCAUCAUCAUCAUCACGAAGAUCUAAUCAGUAAAUUACCUGAUGAUAUUCUGGUUUUGGUACUCAAUUUCUUAUCUUUAAGAGACUCAACAAGAACAAGCUUACUUUCUCGGCGAUGGAAGAAUCUCUGGACCCUAAUUUCAGGAACAUUGGAAUUCGAUGCGAGCAAGACAAUGGAGGAUAUGAGAUGGUUAAGGAAAGAGCGAAGCUUCGAGAGACCAAGGUAUGCGAAUUGGGUCAAUCGAGUUAUGGGAAAGCAUAGGUCUUUGAAGCUCGAGGAAUUGAAAAUUUGUUUCGAUCUUGAUAAUAGUUACUGUUUGGAUAUUAACAAAUGGGUCGAAUUUGCUGCUGUAAAAGAGGUAAAGAAGCUUGAUUUAGGGUUUCCAGGUCGAUGGGGAGGAAUGUUGAGAAACCCUUAUUGUUUGCAUAUUUCAGUUUUGUGCAAUAAAAUUUGGGGAAAACUUAGAAGUGAUGCUUUUUGUUCAUUGACUGAUCUGAAUCUGAGUUUUGUUGAUGUCAAUGAUGAUGUUGUUGAGUAUUUCUUGGAUAAAUGUCACAAUCUUGUGAAUUUAUGUAUCAAGGGUUCUAAUUCUUUGAUCAAAGUUGAAGUUUCUGAAUGUGAAGGUUUCAAUUUGAAGAGCUUAAAGAUUUUAGAGUGUCCACUCAUAAAAGUUGUUAAGAUCUCAACACCAAAUCUUGUUUCAUUUGGGUAUGAUGGACCAUUGAUUGAUAUGCCAUUCAAUAAAGUUCCAAAUCUAUCUGAGGUGUAUUUUGGAGGAAAUAAUACUAUUUCCUUGGCUAAUCGAUCUAAAGAGCUUUUCGGGUAUUUUUCUAUGUUGAAGAUACUCAAGUUGGACAUGUCUAGUUCGGUCUAUAACUUCAAUCAUGUGGCCAGAGCUUUUGAUACUCAAGUUCCUGAAUUAAGUAAUCUUGAGCAAUUGGAACUGUCUAUAAUGGCUUACUGUGAUCAAUGUAUCAUUUGGCCUUGUUUGAUGAUAAAGGCUGCUCCUCUCUUGCAUAGGUUUUCAAUGAAGAUGAUGUUCAAGUGUACAGAUCAAGACUUAUAUGAUAGAGAUGAUCAGUUGUUGUUAAAUGAAGAUCAGAUAAGAAAAUUAAGAGAAGCAGUGUUGUUUACUCAUCAAAGUGUUAAGGAGGUGGAGUUGUAUGGUUUUUCUGACCAUAGAAAUAUACAUAUGGCUGAGCUUUGGCUAAGGUUGGUUGAUAUUGCAGUGUCACUUGAAAAGGUUACUAUUGAUGUUAGACAUCCAUGUUUGAAGGAAAGUCCAUGGCUAAAUGUCAAAACACAGGAGUUAGACAAAGCCAGAGAGAGAGUUAGGUUAUUUGUUCAAAAACAUUCCAAACCCAUUGAUAUCCUUGUACUGUAGAUUUAGAAAUCUGGUUUCUUUUGUAUGUAAUCUUAAAGAGUAAUUUGUAAGCGGUAUAAACCCAAUGUUUAUUUUUAGCGGCAUAAGUAUCCAAUAGUUGUAAAACUAUAAUUUUCUUUUAUUUUCGUCAGUACAGACUCCGUUUUGAAUUUAUUAAAAAAUAUUUAGAAGUAAUUGAUACUUCAUAUUUCUGCUUA
This is a messenger RNA of Cannabis sativa, 1837 nucleotides long. Its product is annotated as putative F-box protein At3g29830. The record is from RefSeq and is a predicted model, not a curated record. Gene Ontology annotation, molecular function: protein binding. Bases 198 to 1640 code for a protein of 480 amino acids. Lineage: Eukaryota; Viridiplantae; Streptophyta; Magnoliopsida; Rosales; Cannabaceae. The transcript has 5 exons.